Molecule: messenger RNA, 4049 nt
Organism: Chlorocebus sabaeus (green monkey)
Lineage: Eukaryota; Metazoa; Chordata; Mammalia; Primates; Cercopithecidae
Gene: TMEM168
Product: transmembrane protein 168
Source: RefSeq, a predicted model, not a curated record
GGCCCUCGUUCCCUAAGGCGUGCCGCCUCCCUGUUUUCAGUUGCAGGCUGAAGCCUUGUCUGCCCUCCUCCUUUUUGGUUUGGUUUUGGAACUGAUUCCGAGGUUUGGGAGAGCGCGUUGGUGGCGACGGCCGAGUCAGGCUGUCUUUUGAAGAAGAUCAGAAUGGGGAAAGACUUUUGUAAAUUACCAUUUAAAAACAAUCUGCCAUGUUGAUUUUGGUCCAUCAGAAGAUAUUUAAACCAGAAUGGAUUAGGUGAAUUCUUCACCAUCUCUGGAAGAACAAUUCUAUUCACGCAAUCAUAGCAUAUGAUGAGAAGAAGGCACAGCCAUGUCUGUUUGGAUAAACUGCCAAGUUUUAAGCCAGAAACAGUAAUCAUUAAGAUAUUGCAAAUCAGAUCACUAUAAACAAAAUUUCCACGAGAGAAAAUGUUGAAAUAGGAGUUGCGGAUACACUGGAUAUACUGGAUGAAAUACAAGCGGUUAAUUUUUGUAACGUGAGGGAAAAGCCCACAUUGCUGGUUACAUGUGUAAAUCACUGCGUUACUGCUUUAGUCAUUGUCUCUAUUUAGCAAUGACAAGACUGGAAGAAGUAAAUAGAGAAGUGAACAUGCAUUCUUCAGUGCGGUAUCUUGGCUAUUUAGCCAGAAUCAAUUUAUUGGUUGCUAUAUGCUUAGGUCUAUACGUAAGAUGGGAAAAAACAGCAAAUUCCUUAAUUUUGGUAAUUUUUAUUCUUGGUCUUUUUGUUCUUGGAAUCGCCAGCAUACUCUAUUAUUAUUUUUCAAUGGAAGCAGCAAGUUUAAGUCUUUCCAAUCUUUGGUUUGGAUUCUUGCUUGGCCUCCUAUGUUUUCUUGAUAAUUCAUCCUUUAAAAAUGAUGUAAAAGAAGAAUCAACCAAAUAUUUGCUUCUGACAUCCAUAGUAUUAAGGAUAUUGUGCUCUCUGGUGGAGAGAAUUUCUGGUUACGUCCGUCAUCGACCCACUUUACUAACCACAAUUGAAUUUCUGGAGCUUGUUGGAUUUGCCAUUGCCAGCACAACUAUGUUGGUGGAGAAGUCUCUGAGUGUCAUUUUGCUUGUUGUUGCUCUGGCUAUGCUGAUUAUUGAUCUGAGAAUGAAAUCUUUCUUAGCUAUUCCAAACUUAGUUAUUUUUGCAGUUUUGUUAUUUUUUUCCUCAUUGGAAACUCCCAAAAAUCCGAUUGCUUUUGCAUGUUUUUUUAUUUGCCUGAUAACUGAUCCUUUCCUUGACAUUUAUUUUAGUGGACUUUCAGUAACUGAAAGAUGGAAACCCUUUUUGUACCGUGGAAGAAUUUGCAGAAGACUUUCAGUCGUUUUUGCUGGAAUGAUUGAGCUUACAUUUUUUAUUCUUUCAGCAUUUAAACUUAGAGACACUCAUCUCUGGUAUUUUGUAAUACCUGGCUUUUCAAUUUUUGGAAUUUUCUGGAUGAUUUGUCAUAUUAUUUUUCUUUUAACUCUUUGGGGUUUCCAUACCAAAUUAAAUGACUGCCAUAAAGUAUAUUUUACCCACAGGACAGACUACAAUAGCCUUGAUAGAAUCAUGGCAUCCAAAGGGAUGCGCCAUUUUUGCUUGAUUUCAGAGCAGUUGGUGUUUUUUAGUCUUCUUGCAACAGCGAUUUUGGGAGCAGUUUCCUGGCAGCCAACAAAUGGAAUUUUCUUGAGCAUGUUUCUAAUUGUUUUGCCAUUGGAAUCCAUGGCUCAUGGACUCUUCCAUGAAUUGGGUAACUGUUUAGGAGGAACAUCUGUUGGAUAUGCUAUUGUGAUUCCCACCAACUUCUGCAGUCCUGAUGGUCAGCCAACACUGCUUCCCCCAGAACAUGUACAGGAGUUAAAUUUGAGGUCUACUGGCAUGCUCAAUGCUAUCCAAAGAUUUUUUGCAUAUCAUAUGAUUGAGACCUAUGGAUGUGACUAUUCCACAAGUGGACUGUCAUUUGAUACGCUGCAUUCCAAACUGAAAGCUUUCCUCGAACUUCGGACUGUGGAUGGACCCAGACAUGAUACGUAUAUUUUGUAUUACAGUGGGCACACCCAUGGUACAGGAGAGUGGGCUCUAGCAGGUGGAGAUACACUACGCCUUGAAACACUUUUAGAAUGGUGGAGAGAAAAGAACGGUUCCUUCUGUUCCCGGCUUAUUAUCGUAUUAGACAGCGAAAAUUCAACCCCUUGGGUGAAAGAAGUGAGGAAAAUUAAUGACCAGUAUAUUGCAGUGCAAGGAGCAGAGUUGGUAAAAACAGUAGAUAUUGAAGAAGCUGACCCGCCACAGCUAGGUGACUUUACAAAAGACUGGGUAGAAUAUAACUGCAACUCCAGUAAUAACAUCUGCUGGACUGAAAAGGGACGCACAGUGAAAGCAGUAUACGGUGUGUCAAAACGGUGGAGUGACUACACUCUGCAUUUGCCAACGGGAAGCGAUGUGGCCAAGCACUGGAUGUUACACUUUCCUCGUAUUACAUAUCCCCUAGUGCAUUUGGCAAAUUGGUUAUGCGGUCUGAACCUUUUUUGGAUCUGCAAAACUUGUUUUAGGUGCUUGAAAAGAUUAAAAAUGAGUUGGUUUCUUCCUACUGUGCUGGACACAGGACAAGGCUUCAAACUUGUCAAAUCUUAAUUUGGACCCCAAAGCGGAAUAUUAAUAAGCACUCAUACUACCAAUUAUCACUAACUUGCCAUUUUUUGUAUGCUGUAUUUUUAUUUGUGGAAAAUACCUUGCUACUUCUGUAGCUGCUCUCACUUUGUCUUUUCUUAAGUAAUUAUGGUAUAUGUAAGGUGUUGGGAAAAAACAUUUUAUAAUGAAAGUAUGUAGGGAGUCAAAUGCUGACUGUAAAUGCGUAAGAGAUGUUAAAAAUAACACUGCACUUUCAGGAAUGUUUGCUUAUGGUCCUGAUUAGUAAGAAAACAGUUGUCUAUGCUCUGCAAUGGCCAAUGAUGAAUUACUAAUGCCUUAUUUUCUAGGCAUAUAAUAGUUUAGAGAAUGUAGACCAGAUAAAUUUGUUUACUAUUUUAAGAAAACUACCAGUUUACUUACAGAAGAUUCUUUUUUCUAAACAGUAGGUUUCAUCCAAGACCAUUUGAAGAACUGCAAACUCUUUCUCUUAGAAAACAAAGAGGGCUGCCUAAAAUAAACACAAAAUUUGCUUCUACUCCAUCACAUUCAGAUGUCUUGGUUGUGACCUAUUGCCAGUGUAGCAGAGAACCCAAGUUACAUUUUAGAUCAAAACUUUGUUUAUGUAGGUAUUGUUAAAAGGCUAGUGCCUACAAAUUUCCCUUUCAUGCUUUGGUCAGGGGGCCCUGAAAACACUGGUAAUAUUAAGAGUCUUUCUCAGGGUAACUUAAUGUUUUCUUAAUGAACAAUGUUUCCAGCUACAAAUUCUUCCAAUAAACUGUCUUCCUUUUUGAAAAGUACUCUCAUAGAAGAAAUUUAGCAAUUUCUCAUUUACUGACUCAAUCUAAGUAUUCAGAAAAGAUUUUGAUCCCUAUUGAGUUAAUGCUCUGCCAUGAAAAUUAUUUUUCUGAUCCUUGUUAGUGAUAACAUUUUUUUUCUACUGAAGGUCAAAGGAUAGGAAACAAGUCAUUUCUCUUCUUGUAUACAUGUAAUGUAUUAUGUAAAAAAGUAUUCAUAUUGGCAAUUUUAGUUAGGCAUAAUAGUGUGGUUGUAAUUUUUAAAACUUAGUGUUUGUCUGAUUAAAGCAGGCACUGAUCAGGGUAUCUCCUAAGAGGUAAUUCACUUCUAAUUCCUUUCCAAUAAUUAUUACAUUCUAAAUUUUCGUCUAUGAGAAAUAACAAGAAGGGAAUAGAAUUAAAUUGGAGAAUAAUCUUCAUUGUUUAAAUGGUUUGACUUCUCACCAUUGAAGCCAUUUUUUCUAGCCUCAGAAAGAGGAAAUAAUGCCUCCACCAUUUUCUACCUGGUGACUUGAAAAUUGAACUUUUCAGUUAGGAAGAAGAGUCGGGGAACUUGUAUACCACUAUCUAUGCAGCAUUGUUAUAGUCUGAUUAUUUCUGUGUGUUGAGUAUGAUUUUCCUAAUGCUCUAAAUAAAAUUUU